UUGGCUGGCACAAUACAGAAAGUGACAUUCUGUCAUACGUGUCCAAUACUAUUCUAAAUAAUAAAGGAAAGAAAAAUGCAAUUACUCGCGUUCGUUGUACUCGCGUUAACAUCGAGCACAGUUCGUGCCAUCCAGAUUAUCGAAAAAUAUCCGCACAGCGAGGAGAGCGAUGCAGAAACUGAUUCGAUAGAAUGUACAAGAGAUACGUGGACUGAUGUUAACAAGGCAAGGCAUUUGGCAAAAUGCAGACCACGUGAACGUUUGAUUACUUUAAGGCCUGAUCCCGGGUACGACUUGUAUCCUAGCAUGAUCCUAGUGAACAGGUGCCAUGGAGCCUGCCACCAUACUUUGGAAUGUCUUCCCAUAAAAACGAAAAAAAAGGAGGUCAUUGUGUACAAGACAAAGAUAGAUUAUUAUAAGCAGCAAGGUUUCACGUGCGAUGUCGUUUACGUUGAAGAACACACAGAGUGCAGAUGCGGCUGCAAAGUGAUGAAACGUCAUUGCAAGGAGAACCAAGUGUACAACGAGCAGAAUUGCUCGUGCGAGUGCAAGGACGAGAAAGCCAUGCGCGACUGCAACAAUCAGGAGAACAUGAUGUGGGACAAACGCGAGUGCAAGUGCAGCUGCACCAAAGAGGUGGAAGAAUGCUCGACCGGAUUAGAAUGGGUUCCAUCUUUGUGCAGAUGCGCCAAGGUGAUGCCGUAUUGGAUGGAGAAUAGUAUGAAUUACACAUAGAUCUCCGACGAAAAACAAAGAAUCUGUCGAAGGUAAUUACGCUAGCUAGGCUUCGAAUUUGCCUGUAAUAAAAGGAAACAGAAUUUAGAAUGAAAUUGUCUCUUCCUUCUUUUUCGUCAUCGAUAGUUGUACAAAAUGAAAAAAUCAUGAAUCGAAACGUGCGUCCGUUGCGACUGCUUCUUCGCAAUUUCCAUUUCCUAAAGCAGAUGUUUCAAUUGUACGUGUUUCUAAAAUGAUUGUAAACUACUCAUUAUUGAAUAUUGGGUUGUAGCAUAAAUGCAUUCGAAUAUAUUUCAUGUUCUUGUUUUUUUUGUGUUAUUAGCUUAAUGGAACGGUACAAUAACGGAACUACAUUUAAGUCGAUCGAAAAUGGCUUCCUGUUUGUUA
Molecule: messenger RNA, 1122 nt
Organism: Nomia melanderi (Alkali bee)
Lineage: Eukaryota; Metazoa; Arthropoda; Insecta; Hymenoptera; Halictidae
Cellular component (GO): membrane
Molecular function (GO): growth factor activity
Source: RefSeq, a predicted model, not a curated record